This is a messenger RNA of Sabethes cyaneus, 1575 nucleotides long. RefSeq lists its product as uncharacterized. The record is from RefSeq and is a predicted model, not a curated record. The transcript is spliced from 2 exons. Bases 248 to 1000 code for a protein of 250 amino acids. Gene Ontology annotation, cellular component: nucleus. Lineage: Eukaryota; Metazoa; Arthropoda; Insecta; Diptera; Culicidae.
UCUGGACGAAACGAAACCGAACGCGAAUUGAGCCAAACCGUGCGUGCUGCUGUGCUUGGUUCUACUACUGUGAUUAGUUAUCGAGGUCGAAGAUUGGCACUUUCCCGUUUUUUCGCGGCUUUUUGGAUCCAAAAUCGUCAGCCCCAUAGUUGCAGCAGGGUGCCGAGAAACCACCAUUCCACGCAGAACAAGGACGCAACUAGACAUCAUCCGUGGGAAUUGAAUUCUUGAGAGAAGAAAAAAAAACAUGGCAGAACCAAGCAAGGACGAACUUCGCAAAGAAAUUGCUGUAAUUCUCAAGGAUGCCAACCUGGAGGAAACAGCCGCCAAGAAGGUGCGCCUUCAGCUGGAAGCCAAUCUGAACUGCGAUCUAUCCACCCGGAAGAAGGAAGUCGACGAUCUGGUAAUGGAGUAUGUUAACGCACAGGACGAGUCCGGAGAGGAGGAGGAGGAAGAAGACGACGAAGAAGAAGAAGAGGAGGAGAAACCGGUUAAGAAAGUCGAGAAAAAGCCAGCCGGCAGGCCCAAGAAAAAGAAGAGCGAGGAUGAAGAUGAAGAUGACGAUGACUCGGAUGACAAUGCCGGCAAGAAGAAGGGUAAACGCGGUGCACCGGCUAAACGUGGACCAGCAAAGAAGAAGAAGCGUGGAUCGGACAGCGACGAAGAUUCAGAUGGAUCCGGAGAAUCGGAUGAUGAUUACAAGCCGAACAAGGUACCGAAAGGGGCUGCCAAGAAAGGUCCGACUACCGGCCGAAAAAGCACCGGUUUCACUCGGCCUUACACCCUGUCACCGGAACUGGCCGCCAUCUGCGGUGCAGAUUCUCUUCCCCGACAUGAAGUGGUCAAGAAGGUUUGGGCCAUCAUCAAGGAGCGGAAUCUGUAUGACCCGAAGAACAAGCAGUUCGCCAUCUGCGACUCUGAGCUGCAGAAAGUCAUCGGUGUCAAGCGGUUCCGUACGUUCGGUAUGCUCAAAUAUUUGAAACCGCAUUUCCUGAACUAAUCGUAAGCAAAUAGUGGCGCAAAAGUAUGUACGUACCAUUCUCAACUUUUAGUUGUCUCUAUCUUAUAACUGUUUGCCGACUGCGGGAAGGCCACUUCCAGUAAGCCACUCACUACUAAUAUUACAUAAUGGACAAAUGUGUGUUUUAUGCAAGACAAACUUAUUCCGUAGAUUUCGUUCCCGAAAGCAAAUCAAAAAUGGGAGGUAAACUCGAAGCUAAGGCAUCGUCCUGGUUUUUCGGAAGUUAUUGUAUGAAACUAAUAGUUGUGAAAAAUAGAAUCUAGGCGCAUGAUGAAAGCAGCAUAUUUUCGAAUUCACCUAAACAAAUAUUAAAAAAUACGAACAAGUAAUAGUUAUAUUAACAUGCACUACAAUGACCCGAUGGUGAUUCUAUCGAGGCAACAUGAUUAAAUUUUAUUUUAUUUUUUCCGCAUUUUCGACGGAAUGAAUCGAAAAUGGGAUACAAUUGGUUUUAUUUUAUCAAAACUAUGGUAGCACCUAGAAAUAUAAAACGCAAGAGUUCAUAUGAUUGUGGUAAGAGCAAAAAUAAGUUUCUACAAAUAAAAGUAAUCAAA